Messenger RNA from Rhodamnia argentea, 3624 nucleotides. RefSeq lists its product as uncharacterized. NCBI's taxonomy places the organism in Eukaryota, Viridiplantae, Streptophyta, Magnoliopsida, Myrtales, Myrtaceae. The record is from RefSeq and is a predicted model, not a curated record. Gene Ontology annotation, cellular component: nucleus. The transcript has 10 exons. The coding region runs from base 125 to 3490 and encodes 1121 amino acids. Gene Ontology annotation, biological process: telomere maintenance.
CCGCCAACCCCAGCUGCGUUUAUGCUUUGGCGCUAAAAUUGAGCCUGCAUCGCCCGACAUCGUCGAACCCGAAGCUCCGUCUCUUCCGGAAUCUGCAAUCUUUUGAUCGUUCUCCGUCGGAACGAUGUCCGAUUUCUCCAGUAAGCUCGAAGAGAUCACCCAAAUCCUCGUCUCGCCGGACGUCGGAGCCAGCAAGUCGCUCGCCUACUCCACUCUUUUAGGUCUCCAAGAGCAGUCAGUUUCCGACCCCGAUGCGAUUCAUGCCCUCGCCGAUCGUUCUUGCAGCCUAAUCUCGCUGCUCGUCAGCGAUAUUUGCGAAGAUGAUGAAGAAAUUGCUGUCCAGGCCAUGAAGUGCUUGGGUUUCAUGAUACAUCAUUCCACAAUUCUUGCUUCCAUCCCAGUGGGUGUUGCUGGUGGAGUCUUGGAGUCAUUGGCUAAUGUCAUCAUCACUGGUAAAAUGAAGUCAGUCUGCAACCUCGGUAUGUGGUGUAUAUCUAUGCAGCAGUUUGAUGGGUCUCUGCUAAAUGCCCAUUUCCAGUCUUUGUUGAAAGCCAUCGUUCAUGCACUUGACAACCCUUUUGGGUCACUUUCAACAACUUUUGAGGCUAUUCAGGCUGUAAUGAAAAUAGCAUCUCAACUUGGAGAAAUAAUGAGAGACUCGUCACAUAUAUGGACCCCUCCCUUGUACAGAAGACUUCUGAGCACUGAUAAGAGAGAAAGGGAUAUGACAGAAAGGUGCCUCUUGAAGAUAAAGUCUGUAAUGCUUCCACCUUCACUUACUCUAUCUAAGGUUCUUGCCUUAGAUAUGAAAGAAAGAUUUCUUAUAAGCAUGAACGAGAUGCUAGAACAAGGUUUCAAGGUCCAAACUGUGCGGGCAUGGGGCUGGUUCAUCCGUAUAUUGGGGGAUCGUGCUCUUAGGAAGCGUUGUUUGCUGAAUGAUAUGCUGAAAAUUCUUGAAUUGACCUUUUCUGAUCAGGACAUGCAAGUUCAGAUUGCUUCACAGUUUGCAUGGGAAGGUGUCAUUGAUGCUCUUAUUCAACCUAGAUUUCAAGCUCAAAGAUCAAACACAACCAAGGAGAAACAAAUGCAACGUGCGCAUAAAUCUAGAUUUGAUACUGAUCAUUCCCUGUCAAGUGGAUUUUUAAAGAGCAUAAAGCUUAUAAUGACUCCCCUAAUUGGCAUCAUUUCAAGAAAAACUGAUCUUUCUGUCCACUCAUCUUGCUUUAACACUUGGUGUUAUUUGCUACAUAAACUUGACAUUUAUGUCAAUCAUCCAUCGGUCAGAAAUCUGGCACUGGAGCCUGUCUUUGAAGCUGCUUUUCAUGGUGGACCCUUGAUUAUGAGAACUUGGUUAUGCAAUUUGUGUCUGGAUCUACUUGAUGAUCCUAUAUCUGCGAAGUUUGGAAAUGAUGAGAAGGAUUCAGAUGAUCAGGUAGGCCAAAAUACGAGUAAGACGCCAAACCAGGGAAAUUUGAUGUCUGGCAGAUUCUCGCGGAAUCAAUACCCUAUAAAAUGGCUGCCUUGGGAUCCUUGUCAGUUGGAUUUUUAUAUACAAGUGAUUCAGACAAUCUGGGAAGUGUCAAUACCAUCUGUUGCCAAAUCCAAUGAAGAUCGAAGUUUGACUUGUGAUACCGCCUUAAGGAUGUUCAAAUCAGUUUUGAAAAUAAUUCAAAUGGAGUUCAGGAGUCCAUCCAUUAAUUAUGAUGAUAUUAUGUGGAUUUUGAAGAAAAUACUAAAUUUCGCGAAGAAGACAUGUGAAGAUGCUAAGUUAGGGUGCGGAGACAGAAUAGGAAUCGGGUUCUGUCAUUCUUCCCUCCUGUUUAUACAGGCGAUUUUUGAGCAGCUGCAACCUUCUAUUCUGGGAUCUCCUCUUUACAAGAUACCAUUGGACUUGAAGUAUGUCGAAAACUUGGAAUCAGUUGAUGACUUUAGACGACCUCUUGAUAUGAGAGAUAUAGCUUAUAUGGAUAUGGUUUCUCCGGUAGUUUAUUUGAUUGUUCUGUACUAUGUGGUGAUUCAGUCUCAUCUAGAUAAGUCUGCAGCAGAGACAACUUCAUGGGCAUCAUGCAAAUUUAUGGAGAUAAUACUGUCUUCUGAUGAUCCAUCGGAGAAUCUCGCUCUUAUUAAUGCUUUAUUGUAUAAACAUGCACAUUUUAGCUGCUUGGAAUUAUGGUCGGCAGUAGCAGGUGGUUUGAAAGAUCACAUGAAUGCUGCAAAUGACCCUUCAUUGCUCCAGAAGGUUUUUAAUUUAUCGACAGUUGUACAGCUGCUGGCAUAUCCAUUUUAUGUCUAUUCCCAUCACACGGAAAAGAUAGUCUACACAAAUGCCGCAGUCUCCUCAGGAGAGUAUCUUGUUUCAGCACUAAGAAAGCCUGAAGUUGACCAUCUUAUUGAAGAGUGGAUAUCUCUUUAUGGUUUGGUCAGCACAAUGGAUAUUCAGCUUCCCACUCCAAAUACUUUCCAUGGAUUGUUGUGUUCGAUUUUGAAUGAAUGCCUUCAAGGAAAUACUUCUCUGCUUGAAAAUGGCAAUGAUCUGGGAUCAAGUUCAGAUAAUCUAGCAAUUGAUCUUAUCUCGUUCUGUGGCAAUGUUCUGACAUAUGUCGUGGAACAGAAUCUGAAAAGUGAAGUGCGUACAGAUGGAAUGAAAGCUGGGUCAGAUAGUGUCUUGCAUUUUGCAGCAAGAUUCAUGGAAAUGUCGAUGGCAAAUACAGAAUCACGAAGUCUUGUUUUAAACUCAAGGGUUUUUCACUCACUGGGAGAAUUAGCCAGCUGCCUUCACUUGAAGCAAGAUAUACUUUUGUUUGUCGAGAUCAUAUCUCCUCAACUGCUUCAAGGGUUGUCACUCAAGGAAACAGAAUGGAAAAGCAUCUCCGAUGAAGUGCAGUUCCUAUGGAUCGAGACGCUUAAUUGUUCGCUGAGGAGUCAGCCACCUAUCACAUUUGAUUCCUUGUAUCUGAAAAUCCAAGCGCGCCUCCUUGAGAAAACCCUUGAUCACCCGAAUCCUUCUAUUUCAAAGCCAGCCAUUAGUUAUUGGAACUCGACAUAUGGGGAGCAAAUGAAAUUGGACUACCCUCCAAGCUUGCUUCAUGUUCUGGACAAACUUUCUAGAAGUGGCAGAAUAUAUCUUCAGAAGAGAAGCCUAUCAUUGCUCCAAAGGUGCAACGCUUUAGCAGAACCUCCACAGCGAUACAAGGCGACAUCAACCCAUAACAGGACUACGAAGAGAGUCGAGCUAGUAGAAGUUCCAAAGUAUCCGCUUGAGCACAUGGAGGAACCGUCGCCAAAGGUCAAAAGAAAAUGGUCAGAACUAACCGAUCAUCAAAAAGAAGUAAGGCGAGCGCAGCGAGGAGGAGAACGGGAUUGCGGGACCCAUGGCCCUGGAAUAAGGACUUACACCAGUGUCGAUUUUUCACAAGGCAAUGAUGAUUCACAGGAGAGUGACAUUCAGAAUCAAGAGUCCAUCUUGGAUGUGCUACGAAGAGCUUAUUGAUUCUUUGGUAAAAAGGAUACAAUUUGCUGUAAAGAAACGGAUGUCUCCUGUUCAUUCCUGCUGUAAUUAUGCUGUGCUACAUUAUGACAUGUAGAUUUAACAUUUGUACGCAAGGAAAACACAUGGCUUUCUAA